This is a messenger RNA of Chenopodium quinoa (quinoa), 1126 nucleotides long. Its product is annotated as probable aquaporin PIP2-5. Gene Ontology annotation, molecular function: water channel activity. Gene Ontology annotation, biological process: transmembrane transport. The transcript has 4 exons. Gene Ontology annotation, cellular component: plasma membrane. The record is from RefSeq and is a predicted model, not a curated record. Lineage: Eukaryota; Viridiplantae; Streptophyta; Magnoliopsida; Caryophyllales; Amaranthaceae. Bases 114 to 968 code for a protein of 284 amino acids.
GAGUAUUAAUUAGUCCAUAUAAAUACACUCCCUCCCCCCUAUUCUUUCAUACUUAGCUCAUCUCUCUUUCUCUCCCUCUCUUCUACAUUACUUAGUGUGAUAAGAAGAAUAACAUGGCUUCACAGAAACAACAGCUUGGCUCGGGAAAAGACUACUAUGACCCUCCACCAGCUCCGUUAUUCGAUACCGAUGAACUAAGCCAAUGGUCAUUCUAUAGAGCUGUCAUUGCGGAGUUUGUAGCUGCUCUUAUUUUUCUCUACAUCACUGUUCUUACAGUGAUUGGAAACAAAGCCCAAACCGACCCCGCCAUGAGCCUUGACGCUUGUGGCGGUGUUGGGAUUCUUGGCAUUGCUUGGGCUUUUGGUGGUAUGAUCUUUGUUCUUGUUUACUGCACCGCCGGUAUUUCUGGUGGGCACAUAAACCCAGCAGUGACAUUCGGGCUGUUCUUGGCUCGAAAAGUCUCACUGCUGCGAGCCUUGUGUUAUAUGGUAGCGCAAUGCUCAGGAGCCAUAUGUGGAGUAGCAUUAGUUAGGGCGUUCCAAAGUACAUACUACGACAAGUAUGGUGGAGGGGCGAACAAGCUGUCUACUGGGUUUAGCACCAGCACUGGUUUAGCCGCCGAGAUCAUCGGUACCUUCGUACUUGUUUAUACUAUUUUUUCUGCGACUGAUCCUAAGAGAAGUGCAAGGGACUCACAUAUUCCUGUAUUGGCACCACUUCCUAUUGGAUUUGUGGUAUUCAUGGUUCACCUUGCCACUAUCCCGAUCACCGGAACUGGCAUCAAUCCUGCUCGGAGUCUUGGAGCUGCUGUUAUCUACAACAAGCACCAGAUUUGGAAUGACCAUUGGAUAUUUUGGGUUGGACCUUUCAUUGGAGCAGCUAUAGCGGCAUUCUACCACCAAUUUAUUCUUAGAGCUGGCGCUGUCAAAGCUUUGGGAUCAUUCAUGAGCAACAGCUCACAAGUAUAAAUAUACUCUUGAAAGAAGAUUAGUCUUAUUAUUAUUGAAAUUGAAAUUUGUUUGAAUUACUUUUACAGGAUUUAUACAAAUGUAAUCAUUGUUGUUGGAACAUUAUUUAAUUAUUCUGUUUAUGAAUCUCGGAACUAUAUUAUUAUGAUGCUCACAAA